Oreochromis aureus is the source of this 1537-nucleotide messenger RNA. RefSeq names its product zinc finger protein 85-like. Gene Ontology annotation, biological process: regulation of DNA-templated transcription. Gene Ontology annotation, molecular function: DNA-binding transcription factor activity, RNA polymerase II-specific; RNA polymerase II cis-regulatory region sequence-specific DNA binding. Lineage: Eukaryota; Metazoa; Chordata; Actinopteri; Cichliformes; Cichlidae. The transcript is spliced from 4 exons. The record is from RefSeq and is a predicted model, not a curated record. The annotation marks the transcript as partial.
AGCAAAGUGUGUUUGCAGGAGAGGAGUCGAGCAGAGAGAGCUACUUUUUCAUGAAACGGGAGUAAAGUAGUGAACUUACAGGAACAUAUACCACUACAGACGUUGGGAUCGAUAUCUGCAUCGAUCUGCACACCCUUGUCUCCUGGAUCGUAGCUGAGAUCAGCGUGAACCACGUGGGUCUCUGCUCCCUGAUCUGUUUCCUGUGUUUGGAAAAACUUCCAGCUUCAUCACGGAGUUUCUCUCGGUUUGUGGGUUCAUCUAAAGUUGAGUAACAGGAGAAGAGUCUGGUGGAGCAACAGAGGAACAAUUUCAGCCAUUUGGACUCAGCUCAGCCACUAUAGAGGAAAAAAUGACUUCAACACAAAAGGACCAACAUGGAGCGAGAAGUCAGCGCUCUCAGGAGGCCGACAAACCUCACAGAAGAAAGGGAGAGAAAACAUACAGCUGUGAUGACUGUGGGAAGUAUUUUACCCGGGGUGGAGACUUAAAAAGACACCAACUCAUCCACAGUGGAGUUAAACCUUACAGCUGUGACUUGUGUGGAAAGUCUUUUACCCGGGCUGAAAGCUUAAAAACACACAAACUCAUCCACAGUGGAGUUAAACCUUACAGCUGUGAGUUGUGUGGAAAGUCUUUUACCCAGGCUGGAGACUUAAAGGCACAUCGACUCAUCCACAGUGGAUUUAAGCCAUACAGCUGUGACUUGUGUGGAAAGUCUUUUGCCCAGGCUGGACACUUAAAAAAACACCAACUCAUCCACAGUGGAGUUAAACCUUACAGCUGUGACUUGUGUGGAAAGUCUUUUACCCAGGCUGGAGACUUAAAGGCACAUCGACUCAUCCACAGUGGAUUUAAGCCAUACAGCUGUGACUUGUGUGGAAAGUCUUUUGCCCAGGCUGGACACUUAAAAAAACACCAACUCAUCCACAGUGGAGUUAAACCUUACAGCUGUGACUUGUGUGGAAAGUCUUUUACCGAGUCUGAAGUUUUAAAAAAACACCAACUCAUCCAUAGUGGAGUUAAACCUUACAGCUGUGAUGAGUGUGGAAAGUCUUUUACCGAGUCUGGAGGUUUAAAAAGACACCAACUCAUCCACAGUGGAGUUAAACCUUACAGCUGUGACUUGUGUGGAAAGUCUUUUACCGAGUCUGGAGGUUUAAAAAGACACCAACUCAUCCACAGUGGAGUUAAACCUUACAGCUGUGAGUUGUGUGGAAAGUCUUUUACCGAGUCUGGAGGUUUAAAAAAACACCAACUCAUCCACAGUGGAGUUAAACCUUACAGCUGUGAGUUGUGUGGAAAGUCUUUUACCCAGGCUGGAGGUUUAAAAAAACACCAACUCAUCCACAGUGGAGUUAAACCUUACAGCUGUGACUUGUGUGGAAAGUCUUUUACCGAGUCUGGAGGUUUAAAAAAACACCAAUUCAUCCACAGUGGAGUUAAACCUUACAGCUGUGAGUUGUGUGGAAAGUCUUUUACCCGGGCUGGAAGCUUAAAAACACACCAACUCAUCCACAGUGGAGAGAGACCUUAUAAA